Molecule: messenger RNA, 775 nt
Organism: Octodon degus (degu)
Lineage: Eukaryota; Metazoa; Chordata; Mammalia; Rodentia; Octodontidae
Product: trypsin
Exons: 5
Coding region: 1-741 (246 amino acids)
Biological process (GO): proteolysis
Molecular function (GO): serine-type endopeptidase activity
Source: RefSeq, a predicted model, not a curated record
AUGAACGCUCUUCUGAUCCUCGCCCUUGUGGGAGCUGCUGCUGCUUACCCCAUUGACGACGAUGACAAGAUCGUCGGGGGCUACACCUGUUCGGCGAACUCUGUUCCCUACCAGGUGUCCCUGAACAGUGGCUACCACUUCUGUGGCGGCUCACUCAUCAACAGCCAGUGGGUGGUGUCUGCGGCUCACUGCUACAAGUCCCGCAUCCAAGUGAGACUGGGUGAGCACAACAUCAACGUCGUGGAGGGCAACGAGCAGUUCAUCACGGCAUCCAAGAUCAUCCGUCACCCCAACUACAACAGCAACACCCUGAACAAUGACAUCAUGCUGAUCAAACUCGCCUCGGCCGCAUCCCUCAACUCCCGGGUGGCCACUGUGUCUCUGCCCUCCUCCUGUGUGUCUGCUGGCACCAAGUGCCUCAUCUCUGGCUGGGGCAACACCCUGAGCUCUGGCGUCAAAAACCCAGACCUGCUGCAGUGCCUGGAUGCCCCUGUGCUCAGCCAGUCUGCAUGCCAGUCUGCCUACCCCGGAGAGAUCACCAGCAACAUGUUCUGCGUCGGCUACCUCGAGGGAGGCAAGGACUCUUGCCAGGGUGACUCUGGCGGCCCUGUGGUGUGCAAUGGUCAGCUCCAGGGAGUCGUCUCCUGGGGCUAUGGCUGCGCUCUGAAGAACAAGCCCGGUGUCUACACCAAGGUGUGCAACUAUGUCUCCUGGAUUCAGCAGACCAUCGCUGCCAACUGAGCCCUCAGCUCAUCCCUAUACCAAUAAAGUGAAC